AUGGCGCAAACAACGCCAGCAGGCGCGCCCGCCCUCUCGGACCUCAUCUUCCCCACGACCGCCAACCACAACUUCUCCCACAUCCUUACGGACCUCAAGCGCUCCAAUCUCUCCAUCGCCAACAGGCUACGCUCCAUCACGCAGGAUGCUGAGUUUGUAAAGGAUGUCGUCGCGAGCUAUGGCGGCCGGCCCCUCGUGGCCAACGAGCGCUGCGGCAGCUGGUAUAUCCGCCCGGGGGAUAAGAGGGCGAGCGCUUACUUUAAGAGCACCGACGGGCACACCAAUGCGUGGAAAUUUAGUACGCGGAGGUUGAAUCUGCAUCUCCUUGAGCUCGUUGGGAAGCAUGAUGGCUGCAUCAUCGUAGAUUCAACCCGUAGGGGCAAGAGAAUGCCAGACGCCCUAAGCAAAACCAUCCCCAUCUGGUGCACCGUCUUCAACAUGGCCCUCUUCCCCGACCUCGAAGCCCGGCUCUUCACCCCGCCCAACGUCGUCUCCGCCUCGGAGCACGCCCAGAUCACCGCUCUCCUCCCAUCCUUCCUAGCCUCCCUAAAGGCCCUCAACCUCGACCUGGCAGCCCUCCGCGCGCACGUCUCCAAACCCCUGCGGCCCUUUUGGGUGACCCAGGAGACGCAGCUGUCGUCUGCUUCGUCUGCCCACAACGUGAACGUGGUCUUUGAGGAGUACCACCCCAUCAUCUGCUGCACCUCCUCGCGCCGCGUCGCCGGCACGGAGAUGAGCGAGGCAGGCUACAUCCAGGGCGCGGGCGACGACACGGAGAACUGGGCCCUGGGCCUGACGGCCGAGGUAUUUUGGGAAAAUGUCACGGCCCUGCUCCGUUGCCCCGAGGCCGACCUCCCCGAGCUGGUCGUAAGCCUCGUCGCGGAGGACAAGCGCAAUGCUCCAAGGGGUGUACAGCCAAAGGAAGUAGCGCCGCGGAUCUUGGUCUGUCCGCUACCCCUGGCCGAUGACGACGACGAAGGCGGUGCUGCGUUCGCGGCGGCGGCGGCGGCGGGUGGUGAAUGCCGAGUCGCACUCACGCAAGACGUCACGCCGCGGGACUCGUGGGUAAAAUCCCCGACGUACAUGCAAGUCGGCCUCGGGAAGCACAAGGUCGCCAGUCGUAACCUCAGACAGGCGCUGCCAGACAUUUGCGCCUUUGUCUCGCGUUAUCUCGACUCACGUCGGGCUGCGGGCGCGGACGUGGACGCCGACGGCGCAGAGGAGGGCAGAGGCAGCGUCCUCGUGGCCUGCGAGACGGGCAAGGAUCUAUCCAUCGGCGCCGCGUUGGCCAUCUAUUGCUGGUGCUUCGACCAGGACGGCAAGUAUCGGGUGGCGGACUCUACUACGUUCUUCAACAAGGACAUGAUCCGGGUGAAACUCGGGACCAUCAUGACGGCCUUCCCGGAAGCCAAUGCGAAUAGGGCUACUUUGCAGAGCGUGAACAGCUUUCUCAUGGACCACCGAAGAUGA
Messenger RNA from Colletotrichum orchidophilum, 1470 nucleotides. RefSeq names its product initiator tRNA phosphoribosyl transferase. Gene Ontology annotation, biological process: charged-tRNA amino acid modification. Lineage: Eukaryota; Fungi; Ascomycota; Sordariomycetes; Glomerellales; Glomerellaceae. Gene Ontology annotation, molecular function: tRNA adenosine(64)-2'-O-ribosylphosphate transferase activity. The record is from RefSeq and is a predicted model, not a curated record. The transcript is spliced from 3 exons. Gene Ontology annotation, cellular component: cytoplasm. The coding region runs from base 1 to 1470 and encodes 489 amino acids.